Molecule: messenger RNA, 2061 nt
Organism: Carassius auratus (goldfish)
Lineage: Eukaryota; Metazoa; Chordata; Actinopteri; Cypriniformes; Cyprinidae
Product: hepatocyte cell adhesion molecule-like
Exons: 4
Coding region: 962-1810 (282 amino acids)
Source: RefSeq, a predicted model, not a curated record
UCAAAACUUUUUUUGAAGAUCAGUCAGUUUCCUUCAGUCAUAAUAUCACAUAAACUCCUACAUCCAAUUUAAUAUUUAGGAUUUUCUUUGAAUAUUUGAGCAUUGAGAACAUUGAUUGCUCUUUCUGUCAAAUAUUUUCUUCACUGACACGUCUCUUCUCUUUGCAUCUGUCUUUAUAGUAUCCUGUCUCUGGCCUCUGUUAACAUCCUGUUUACAACCACUUUUGACACCCUAUAUGCCACCUUUACAAAUCAUAUGACUUAAUUUGCUUGCCCGUUACUUCUUUAAAAUAAAAUAAUAUCAGAUGUUUGCAAAGAAUUAGUUAAAAAAAACAUGGGCCGAAGACUUAGGCUACUUAAAAUGAGCAGUGCUGAGGGUGUUCGUGACCAGAACUUGUUUAGAGCUUAAUUUUCAUUCAAUAAGGUACAGUGUGACUGUUUCCCUUCUGAUUUCUUUUUUUCUUUUCUUUUCUGCAAUUACAUUAAUACAGCAUACAUACUAUAAUUAAUUAAUAAUUACUUAAAUACAGAACAUCCACAAGAAAAACCAAACACACAGAAAAGCCUUCUCAGCCGAGACCCAAAAUUAAGACCUUCUUGCUGUGAGGACACAAUGCAUCUCUUUGUUGUCAACUCUAAACUAAAUGUCAGUAACGUCAAUGAUUUAAUAUGAAAUGUUUAGAAACCUUUAAAAAGCUGAACUGGGAGAAAUGGGAUCAUGAGCCUUUAUUGUUUUUCAACUUAACUACUAAGGUAUUUUUAACUGUGUGGGAGGUGUAACUGGAGCAGUUUCUUCACACUUACCUCAGAGCUUCACUCAACCACUACAAUACACACCGACAGCGCUCAGCUCUCCAGCUCUUCUGUCACUUUCAGCUUUCAGGAACUUAACAGAACAUUUCUGCUGUGUUUAGUUUACAUGUCAACUUUUCUGAAUUCAGGUCUCUUGUUAUUUGAAGAAAAUGUUUAAGAAUUUAAUUUUUAUCUGUUUGUGCUCAUGGAGUCUGGCUGGUGUGUUUGGUGUUGAUGAAUUGAAAUCCGUGUCAGUGAUGGAGGGAGAUUCUGUCAUUCUCCACACACAUGAUACUGAUAUACAGAAAGAUGAUCUGAUAAUGUGGAAAUUUGGACAAAACAACUUUCUCAUCGCUCAAAUCAACAGAAAAAACAAUAAGAGCAGUGUUUAUGAUGAUAUUGCUGGUGAGAGAUUCAAAGACAGACUGGAGCUGGAUCAGACUGGAUCUCUGACCAUCACAAACACCAGAACCACAGACUCUGGACUUUAUAAAGUCACCAGCAGCAGAUCAGAGACACUGUUCAACAUCUUCAAUCUUACUGUGUAUGGUCAUCUGCCCAUUCCUGUCAUCACCAUUUACUCUAAAAAAAAACCUUCAUCUUCGUCAUCAUCAUUAUCAUCAUCAGGAUCAUCGGCGUCCAAAUGUGCAUUUAUGUGUUCGUUGGAGAAUGUGAGUGAUGUGACUCUCUCCUGGUACAAAGGAAACAGUUUAUUGUCCAGCAUCAGUGUUUCUGAUCUCAGCAGAAGUCUUUCUUUACAUCUGGAGUGUCUGGAUGAUUUCUACAGCUGUGUGGUGAACAAUCCCAUCAGAAACCAGACCACACAUCUCAACACUCAACUCUGUCAGACAUGUUCAGAAGUCUGUAUCCUCUGUUGCGGUUCUACUGAAGCUGUGAUCCGAUUGGCUCUUUCUGCUCUGGUGGGCGUGGCUACUGUUGCUAUAUUGGUUUAUGACAUCAGAUCCAGAAGUCUUCAACAGAAGAAGAAACAGCAGACAUCAGCAUCACACACUGACUAAUCAGAUCUUCAGAAGAGUGGAUAUGUUCUGGAACAAGUGGUGACAUUUGACUUAAUUAAGUAACUACUUUUUUUUCACUUCAAUUGUAUUUGUCGCACUUUUCAUAAUGCAGAUCUUUCUAAAGCAGCCUUACAAAGAGUAGUGCCUUACAAAUGCACUAAAAUUAAUCAGACAGUCAAUAAAUAUAUGUGACCCUGGAGCACAAAACCAGUCUUAAGCCACUGCUGUAUAUUUGUAGCAAUAGCAAAAAU